Molecule: messenger RNA, 3462 nt
Organism: Tachysurus vachellii
Lineage: Eukaryota; Metazoa; Chordata; Actinopteri; Siluriformes; Bagridae
Gene: ddx19b
Product: DEAD-box helicase 19b
Exons: 13
Coding region: 89-1528 (479 amino acids)
Biological process (GO): poly(A)+ mRNA export from nucleus
Cellular component (GO): cytoplasmic stress granule; nucleus
Molecular function (GO): ATP binding; RNA helicase activity; RNA binding
Source: RefSeq, a predicted model, not a curated record
CUUGUUUCUCUUCGGAGGUAUAUGAGUGCAGCGCACCUUGUAAGAACUCAACGCGCCCUUCCUUAGUGUUUUAAUUUGAUUUACGGACAUGGCUACGGAUUCCUGGGCUCAGGCUGUGGAUCAACAAGAAGCUGCAGCUGAGUCGAUAAGCAACCUUCAGUUAAAUGAAAAGGAAGACAAACCCAAAGCAGAGGAAAAUGGAGCCAAACCUGAAGGAGAAGGAGAGAAGACUGAAGAGGAAGAUAAAGAGGACAAAGCUGCCCAGUCACUGCUGAACAAGUUGAUACGAAGCAAUUUGGUGAACACCACUAACCAAGUGGAGGUUCUUCAGAGGGAUCCGAACUCUCCGCUUUACUCAGUCAAGUCGUUUGAGGAGCUGCGAUUGAAGCCUCAGUUACUUAAAGGUGUUUAUGCCAUGGGCUUCAACAGACCCUCCAAAAUCCAGGAGAACGCUUUGCCCAUGAUGCUUGCAGAACCGCCACAGAAUCUUAUAGCACAGUCUCAGUCAGGGACCGGUAAAACUGCUGCCUUCGUCCUGGCCAUGCUCAGUCACGUGGAUCCCAACAACAAAUGGCCUCAGUGCCUGUGUGUGUCGCCUACAUACGAGCUCGCCCUCCAGACGGGCAAGGUCAUAGAGCAGAUGGGCAAAUUUUACCCCGAAGUCAAGCUGAUGUAUGCGAUCCGAGGAAACAAACUGGAGAGAGGGGUGAAGCUCCAGGAGCAGAUUGUGAUCGGUACCCCGGGUACGGUCCUGGACUGGUGUCAGAAGCUCAAAUUCAUCGACCCGAAGAAAAUUAACGUGUUCGUACUGGAUGAGGCGGACGUCAUGAUCGCCACACAGGGUCACCAGGACCAAAGUAUCCGCAUCCAAAGGAUGUUGCCCAAAUCCUGCCAGAUGCUCUUGUUCUCAGCGACGUUCGAGGAGUCUGUGUGGCACUUCGCCACGCGGAUCGUCCCUGACCCAAACAUCAUCAAACUGAAGAGGGAGGAGGAGACGCUGGACACCAUUAAGCAGUAUUACGUGUUGUGCAACAACAAGGAGGAGAAGUUUCAAGCCCUCUGUAACAUCUACGGUGCCAUCACAAUCGCACAGGCCAUGAUCUUCUGUCACACCAGGAAAACAGCAGGCUGGUUAGCAGGAGAGCUGUCUAGGGAGGGUCACCAGGUGGCGUUACUGAGCGGAGAGAUGCAGGUGGAACAGAGGGCAGCCGUGAUCGAUCGUUUCCGAAACGGCAAAGAGAAAGUCCUGGUCACUACGAACGUCUGUGCCAGAGGUAUCGAUGUGGAGCAGGUCUCUGUGGUUAUUAAUUUCGAUUUACCUGUGGAUAAGGACGGAAACCCUGACAACGAGACGUACCUGCACCGGAUCGGGCGCACGGGCAGAUUUGGCAAAAGAGGCCUGGCGAUCAACAUGGUGGACAGUCGGUUUAGCAUGAACGUCCUCAACCGCAUUCAGGAGCACUUCAAUAAGAAAAUCGAAAAACUGGACACGGACGAUUUGGACGAAAUCGAGAAAAUAGCGAACUGAGGAGAGGGACGAACAUCUUCAGCAGUGGUUUAGGCCGGGAGAAGAACUACACUGUGGAGGACAUUAGAGAGGAUGUGGAAAUGUCUUAUUUUAGAUUUACUUUUAAUAGGUUUUAAUAUUACCACAAUUUCACUCUUUGUACUUCUUAAUAAACAUCUGAGCGUGAUUUUUUUUUUUUUUUUUUUUUUUUUUUUAAAAUAUGAGUAAAUAAGGCAAAUUGGUCUCUAGAUUAUUUGUGCAUUGCACACUGAGCUUUGAUCAAUUUUUAGUGAAUAUAUUGGGUGUUCAUUAUUACGGAAAGCUCGUCUAGGGAACAGGAAUAACAAAAGUUUUCUAUUUCUGCUUUACGUCGUGUGCUUAACAUAUUUUAAGGUCUAAAUAAGUUUCUAAACAAGCAAACCUCUUAUUGAGGUACAGAUUGUCUUCAGUUGUUUGAAGAGCUUAUUAUUAUUAUUAUUAUUAUUAGUAGUAGUAGUAGUAGUAGUAGUAGUUGUUUUAGUAUUAUUGUAUAUGACCUCAGAAACAUCAGUGCUGACGGUACUGGUAACUAUUAUUCGCUUCGAUCAUGUUACAAAUAAAAUUGCCAAAGUUAAAGAUUGUACAAAUUGAGGUUUUUCAUCAGCCAAAGUCUUGUGCCUGUACUGAUUUGUACCAGUAUACCUUAAAUAACAAACUGGACGUGAAAUCAAUCAUUUGACACCGAUUGUACACAAGAAGCAAUAGUGGGUUUUAAUUAAGAAGUACAAAGAGUGAAAAUGUAAACUUCUAAUUAAAGUUUAACUCGUGUUGAAGGUGUUGGUGUGGAGCUGGAGCGACGUGUGCGGCUAAAAUGUCACACCGGUGUGCUUUUUAGCCCCAUGAAGGCAUCCUCUGUGUUAUUUCCAGGUAGUCAUUCUAGCAAAGUUAUAAUGUGAAACAUUUUUUUUGUCUCACCGUCAACACACGAGACUGCCUCUUAAAUGAUGGUUUACUCAUUUAGACAAGUGCUUGAAAAAACAAGUCAAUAUGCAACUGACUGUGUGAAAUGUUUCUUCACUUCACAAUCGUCACCAAUUUGUAUGUUUUUAUUUGUACGUUUUUAUUUUCGGUAUUAUUAAGUUCUUCAUCAAACCGUCUUAUCAGAGGCGCCAACGUUACUUACAUGGAAAUCCUUCUAAAACUAUUUUACCACAAAAAGCUUUAUGGUUGUGAAAGAGUUGCUUUUUUUUUUUUUUGGGUACAUCCAGACGUGACCGUUAGAUGACACCUAAAUCAAGUUGGCAGAAAGUCAAAGCAAAUGCAGGGUCUUUAAGUUCCUUGUCCUUUCCCCUUUGGUGAAAUUUAUUUGUUUUUUUUCCAUGCAAAUAAAUUUUCACCAUGUUCACAGCUCUAAAAACCGGCGUUUACCGAAGUCUCCUGUGUCCCAACAUCGAGAGCGAAAACAAAUGCUACAUCUUUAAACCAUAAAUUUUGCCUCCUUUUUUCUCAAACAUAAUUUUUUAUGGUCAUUUGGGGACGGGAGUCUGUCUACAAAAAAAUCCUGCUUGAUUUCAGGGUUUAAACAUGUUCCUCGUCCCUCUUGAUUACAUGCUUAUUUACAUAAGGAGCGUAGCAUGCAAACAGACUCGAAACCAAGAUAAAAGACGACGAUCCUGAGCUCAAUCGCUUCUUGACGGGCCUCUCCGUUCAUACGGACAUUUUUAACCUCGUUCUGGAUGCCGAGUUGUUAUUCCCUCUUAAAUAAAUGAAAUGAACUGCGCUUUAAAUGACCAUAUUGUCAUUACGUUCCUGAGGACGACACAAACGAUAUGCAACACUCCAGCUGGUGUGAGACGCAUCAUGUAUCUGUGCGACUGGAUGUUCUGACUGUAUUGUAGAGUUCUGUGUAAGGCUGAUGUGUUGUACUGCAGUAUGCCGAAUGCUUCUUGUCCUAGAAAUACACUGACAUGCUGAAA